This is a messenger RNA of Rangifer tarandus platyrhynchus (Svalbard reindeer), 747 nucleotides long. The record is from the annotation of a GenBank genome assembly. NCBI's taxonomy places the organism in Eukaryota, Metazoa, Chordata, Mammalia, Artiodactyla, Cervidae.
AUGUCCUCCGAGGUGGCUGCGCGCCGCGACGCCAAGAAGCUGGUGCGCUCCCCCAGCGGCCUGCGCAUGGUGCCUGAGCACCGCGCCUACGGUAGCCCCUUCGGCUUGGAGGAGCCGCCGUGGGUCCCGGACAAGGAGUGCCCGAGGUGCAUGCAGUGUGACACCAAGUUUGACUUUCUCACCAGGAAGCAUCACUGCCGCCGCUGCGGGAAGUGCUUCUGCGACAAGUGCUGCGGCCAGAAGGUGGCGCUGCGGCGCAUGUGCUUCGUGGACCCCGUGCGGCAGUGCGCCGGGUGCGCGCCGGUGUCGCGGCGCGAGGCUGACUUCUACGACCGGCAGCUCAAGCUACUGCUGAGCGGAGCCACCUUCCUCGUGACUUUCGGGAACUCCGAGAAGCCGGACACGAUGGUCUGCCGUCUUUCCAGCAACCAGAGGUUCCUGCUUCUGGACGGGGACGGGGACGAUCACCGCGAGAUAGAGGUGGCGCGCAUCGCCGCCGUGCAGAUGCUCACGGAGGGCCUCCCUCCCGGAGGCCGCUUGGGCCAUCCUUACCUUGUUCCCACUCCAGGAGGCAACGCAAGGGCCACAGGCAUGACCCUGCAGUACACGGCCCCGGGGGCGGAGGGGCUGGCGCAGCUGACGCUGAUGGCCAGCGAGGACGCCGACGGCAGCAGGAGGCAGGCGACAGCAUGGCUGGCGGCCAUGCACAAGGCGGCCAAGCUCCUCCACGAGUCUCGGGACCAGUAA